This is a messenger RNA of Carlito syrichta (Philippine tarsier), 1512 nucleotides long. RefSeq names its product TRAF interacting protein (gene TRAIP). The transcript has 15 exons. The record is from RefSeq and is a predicted model, not a curated record. Lineage: Eukaryota; Metazoa; Chordata; Mammalia; Primates; Tarsiidae. Bases 102 to 1511 code for a protein of 469 amino acids.
CAGGAAGUCGCGCGUUGGAGCCAAAUUUGAAGCCAGUGGAGGCGGGUGGGUGCGGUCACCGCCGUUUCCUUGGCUACCUGUGGCCCUUGAGUCCAGCCACCAUGCCUAUUCGUGCGCUGUGCACUAUUUGUUCCGAUUUCUUCGACCACUCUCGCGACGUGGCCGCCAUCCACUGUGGCCACAUCUUUCACCUGCAGUGUCUAAUUCAGUGGUUUGAGACAGCACCAAGUCGGACCUGCCCACAGUGCCGAAUUCAGGUUGGCAAAAGAAGCAUUAUCAAUAAGCUCUUCUUUGACCUUUCCCAGGAGGAGGAAAAUGUCUUGGAUGCAGAAUUAUUAAAGAAUGAACUGGACAAUGUCAGAGCCCAGCUUUCCCAGAAAGAGAAGGAGAAACGGGACAGCCAGGUUAUCAUCGACACUCUGCGGGACACGCUGGAAGAACGCAACGCCACUGUGGAAUCUCUGCAGCAGGCCUUAGGCAAGGCUGAGAUGCUAUGCUCCACACUCAAAAAGCAGAUGAAGUAUUUGGAGCAGCAACAGGAUGAGACCAAACAAGCACGGAAGGAGGCCCGCCGACUCAGGAGCAAGAUGAAGACCAUGGAGAAAAUUGAGCUCCUUCUCCAGAGCCAGCGGCCUGAAGUGGAGGAGAUGAUCCGGGACAUGGGUGUGGGACAAUCAGCGGUGGAGCAGCUGGCUGUGUACUGUGUGUCUCUUAAGAAAGAAUAUGAGAAUCUAAAAGAGGCACGGAAGGCCUCAGGGGAGCUGACUGACAAGCUGAAGAAGGAUUUGUUUUCCUCCAAAAGCAAGUUGCAGGCAGUCUACUCUGAAUUGAAUCAGGCCAACUUAGAACUGAGAUCGGUCCAGAAGGACUUACAGAGUGCUGAAAAGGAGAUCAAGAGUCUGAAAAAGAAGUUAACGAUGCUACAGGAAACCUUGAACCUGCCACCAGUGGCCAGUGAGACUGUCAAUCGCCUGGUUUUAGAGAGCCCAGCUCCUGUGGAGAUGCUGAAGCUCCGCCGGCCAUCAUUCAGUGAUGAUAUUGACCUCAAUGCUACCUUUGAGGCAGAUACGCCCCCAGCCUGGCCCUCCAGGUCCCAGCAUGACCACUCCAAGAAACUCUGCCUGGAGAAGACACACUCUCCUGUUCAGAACAUCCCCAAGAAGAUACCCAAAGGUACCAAGCAGGAGUCCCAACUGUCUCUGGGUGGCCAGCGCUGUGUAGGAGAGCCAGAUGAGGAACUGGCUGGUGCUUUCCCUGUUUUCAUCCGGAAUGCCAUCCUGGGCCAGAAACAGCUCAAGAGGGCCAGGGCAGAGUCUUGUCACAGCAAAGAUGUGGUAAGAACAGGCUUCGAUGGGCUCGGUGGCCGUACAAAAUUCAUCCAGCCUACUGACACAGCCAUGAUCCGCCCACUGCCCAUUAAGGUCAAGGCUAAGGCUAAACAGAGAGUAGGGGUGAAGGCAAUACCCUCUCUUUCCCAGGCCACGCUGGACAACACCUUCCUGAAGGAGUGAG